This is a messenger RNA of Telopea speciosissima, 1337 nucleotides long. Its product is annotated as serpin-ZX-like. The transcript has 3 exons. The record is from RefSeq and is a predicted model, not a curated record. Lineage: Eukaryota; Viridiplantae; Streptophyta; Magnoliopsida; Proteales; Proteaceae. The coding region runs from base 67 to 1245 and encodes 392 amino acids. Gene Ontology annotation, molecular function: serine-type endopeptidase inhibitor activity.
UGCCGAUACUCGAACUUUAAUCUCAUUCAAUCGCAGCGGCGUUUUCUUUUCUGCAUUGAGCUUUCAAUGGAUCUCCGAAAAUUGAUCACCAACCAAACCGAUGUCUCUUUAGUACUAUCGAAGAGCUUAUUGUUGACGGAAGCGAAGGAAUCCAAUCUUGUAUUCUCUCCCUUGUCGGUCCAUGUCGUUCUGAGUUUGAUCGCUGCAGGUUCCAAGGGUCCAACCCUAGACCAGUUGCUUUCCUUUCUCAAGACGAAAAGUAAUGGAGAUCUCAACUCGUUUGCCUCUGAGAUUAUCGGUUUAGUCUUUGCCGACGGAAGCCAGAGCGACGGGCCGCGUUUGUGCUUUGCGAAUGGUGUCUGGAUUGACAAGUCUCUCCCUAUGAAACCCUAUUUUAAAGAGAUUGUUGACGACGUUUACAAGGCAAAAUCGAUGCAAGUUGAUUUCAAGACCAAGGCUGUUGAAGUGGUGAAUGAAGUAAAUUCAUGGGCUGAAAAGGAGACAAGUGGGCUUAUCAAAGAGGUUCUUCCUCCAGGAUCAGUUGACAGCACGGCCAGACUCAUCUUUGCAAAUGCACUCUAUUUUAAGGGAGCCUGGAAUGAGAAGUUUGAUGCAUCCAAAACUAAAGAUUAUGACUUCUACCUUAAGGAUGGAAGCUCAGUACAUGUCCCCUUCAUGACCAGCAAGAAAAAGCAAUUUGUUAGUGCUUAUGGUGGUUUCAAAGUCCUUGGGCUUCCUUAUAAACAAGGUGAAGACAAGAGGCGUUUCUCCAUGUAUUUCUUUCUACCAGAUGCAAGGGAUGGGCUUCCAGCUUUGGUAGAGAAGGUGGGCUCAGAACCUGGCUUCUUAGAUCACUAUCUCCCAUCUGAAGCAGUUGAACUGGGUGAAUUCAGGAUUCCGAGGUUCAAGAUUUCGUUCGGAUUUGAAGCAUCAAAAGUUUUAAAAGGUUUAGGACUGGUGUUGCCUUUCUCUGGUGAAGGUGGUCUAACUGAAAUGGUGGAUUCACCCCAGGGACAGAACCUCUAUGUCUCCAGUAUCUUCCACAAGUCCUUUAUUGAAGUAAAUGAAGAAGGUACUGAAGCUGCUGCUGCUUCUGCUGGUGUGAUAGCUCUUAGAUCCCUGCAGUUUCCAACUAAUGUGAUCGACUUUGUGGCCGACCACCCAUUCGUGUACCUGAUCAGAGAAGAUAUGACUGGAGUUGUGCUAUUCAUAGGGUAUGUCUUGAAUCCCUUGCUGGCUUCUUAAGGCCAGCCAAACAAGCUGUAGAAUGUGUAUGACCAAAUGCAAUACAGAUGACUUUCGGUUUCUGCCUUUAUUAGUGAUGGUGCUAGUUCUCU